Molecule: messenger RNA, 635 nt
Organism: Candidula unifasciata
Lineage: Eukaryota; Metazoa; Mollusca; Gastropoda; Stylommatophora; Geomitridae
Source: the annotation of a GenBank genome assembly
AUGGAGAGAAGCCUACUAGAGGCAAAGAUAAAGAUGGAAAUGAAGAUGGAGAAAUUAAAAGAGAAUCAACUGUGGGAAAUGAGAAAUGAAAUGCAAGGAGAAAUGAAGAAGCGAAUACAGAGUGUACGAGAAGAAUGGGAGCGAGAAAGGGAAGAUUAUGAUAACAGGGACAGAGUGGAAAUGAACAGACUGAAGGAGUGUCUGCAAGCAGAGUUGGACGCCAGGAACAAAGCUUGCCAAGAAAGAGAUAAAGCUGUAAACAAUAUGAAAUAUCAUGAGUUUCUGUUCCGAGAAAAAGAACAAAGUCUGGUGUCGGCAUUACAGAAGUGCCAAGAAGGCAAGAAAGAAGCUAGCAAGAGACAGGAAGCCGCAGUGGAACAGGUCAAUAAUGCAGACUGGAAGUACAAGAUAAAUGUGAAAGCUAAGAGUUAUCAGAUGCCACAGCCAGAUGCCAGAAACAUGGCUGGCCAGAAAUCACAGCAUCAGCUCCCGGACAGAGCUGCCUCCAGCCACUCUGACCCACUGACACAAAUCUCCAGUGCCCUUCCACCGAUGUCUGCACCGGUUGCUGGCAAAGAAGUCAUUGAUAUCUUCAACUUCAGAGCCAAGACGAACAUCAGAAAUGCUCUCUCCCA